CGGGAAGUGGAGAGUUAAAGUCGAAAUCUCGCCACUACAGAUCUAGUUUAGUGGAAACACCUUCACAUACAGGUGGUGUUAAUGAAGAAAUAAGGGAAAAACAAUUGAGAAGAUUAGAAAGGGAUAGAGAAACGAGGAGAGCUGGGGUGUAUGCAGAGUCAAGGGUCAAAGAUAAAAAGGACGCUGAUCGAGAUGGCUAUAGACACCGAAAUGACACUUAUGGUGAUCGGGAAAGACGAAAAUAUGAAAAAGGAGAGCGUAGUAGCCGUAGAUCUCAAAACUAUAAUGGAGAUAAAAGGGAUGAGUUUAGGGAGCCAAGAUCUCGCCGAAGUGAAUGGGAAGAAACGCCAUACAGGAGUAGUAAGUCUACAAGAGAUGAAAGUUACACUCCAAGACACAAGUCUAAGGGUAUGAUUAUCCUUUGUCUAGCCUCAUCUGCAGAAUAUGCUGUCACUUCCAAGCUUUAUCCCUUAAAAGGCUGUUUCAUUUAAUAUCUGUACCUCCCUGUUGGGGACGAAUGGAACUCCUCAUGGGUAUGACUUGUUGUAAAAAUUGAGGAUUUCUUUGGGGGUAGAGUAAAAGAACAUGGAAGGCUUUAAUUUCCAUGAAAUUCUUCAAGCGUAGACCCAUAUCCUUGAGGAGGUAGACCCAUAUGUGAUAGAAGUAUUUAGGGGUGAAUAGAAUUUUAUUCAAUCUUCAGGGGUAAGAAGAAAAGAUAAAUCCUCAACCAGGGGGUAUGGAUAUUAAAUGCAAUAUAUUUAGCCGAAGAAGCUUUGUAUGUGGAUAUGCAUUCAUUCUAUAAACCUAAUGUGUGCUUUAUAUGCUGUUCUAAGUGUAUAUCAAAGUGGAUUUGCAGUGACUAAUAAUUGAUUUAAAGGUUUUUUAUCAACCUGAUAGGUGGAUAUGUGGAUAUGUUGUGACAAAGUGGACUUGCAAUAAAUGUAAUGAUCAUGUGAACACAGAUGGACCUAUUUUUAGGAAGCACUUUAAAGUGACAAGGCAGUUAUUAACCUGAAUGAUGCUUCUGUUAGAUAUUAGAACACCUUCACGGAGUAGUUGGGAUGAUGAGGAGUCAACACCCAGCAGGUCAAAAUGGGAAAUGCCAUCGCCGGCCAGAUCUGUUAGUGAAGAUGUAAGGAGUGAAAGAAGGUGAAUCCAUGUUUGAUCUACUGCUCUCUUUUGCAAUAGGCAAAUCCAGCAAAUUGUAUUUGUAUUCACUACCAAAGUCAACAAACUUAAUUGUCAUUAAAUAUAUUGUGCUUGAUAACUGUUCUACAUUCUGUUCUCCAUUUGUAGAUCACAUCGUAGAGUUGAUGAUACACCUCGUUUUACUCCCACACAUAAAUACAAUGUUUGGGAAGAUGAUCGCCAUAGUACUGGAGCAACACCAAGAUUCUCCAAAGGAAAACGUAAGAACUUGACUGGCAUCUUACACCAUUUUACAUACAGAAAGUUCUCAAAAAUGAUGAAAUUAUGUAUGUUGUGUUCAAUGCUACAACUUCCUGUGGGAAUGAAAUGCAAAACAAUUUUUGGGUUUAAGUACAGACUGUCACCUACAGUAUAUAAGAGAUACACUUCCUGAGAGGCAGUUAGCCCAAAGUCAGUCUCCUGUAGGGAAGAAAAGGGUAUUUUAUGAUGGGUUGUAUUCUGGGCCCAGUUGUUCGAAGGCUGAUUAGUGUUUACCCCAGGGUUAAAUUUAACCCAGGUUUCUUUUUCUUGUGUUCAAAAGCAUUUUCUCGGAAAAUUUUCUCUGUUAUUUUUAGAGCUUCCAAUCAUCAACUUGUAGACAAAAAGAAUUAAAACUGAAAUGUUUUUUAAGCUUUUAAAUCUGAAUUUAAACCUGGCACUAACCCUGGGUAAUUUUAACCUAGCUUUGAACAACUUGGCCCAGGUUCUUUAGGGCUAGGUUGGCAGCAAUUGGUCAAUAAUAAUAAGAAAUUAUGAUCACAUUCCACACAGCUAAAAAUGUACAUGCCAUCAAUGUGUUUUUAGGAUCUGAUGUUAGGCAUGAAUCACAAUUUCCAUCAGAUGUUGACAGGGAAGAGUGGGAAGAAGAACAAAAGGUAAUUAUUACUUGCCCAAAAUCAAGUUUUUAUCACGGCAUUUGAAAAGUAUGGCAUUUUAGCCAUAGUCCAGUCGUAUCAUUAUGAAAGGUGGAUGUAUAAAAUUAUGUUGAACAUUAUGUAGUCAAUAUAACAUUAAUAAUAAUUAUAAUAAUGAUAUUAAUUUGUAUUAGUGCUAUUCAGCUAAUCUUCCAUAAUUGAGCCUAUUAUCGAGAAUCUUAGAUUCCUAUAAGAUAUACAAUGAUGUAAUAUUAUAUAAUGGAGUCUCUUUAAAUUUACUGACUAUUACUGUAAUUGUGUUUACAUUUUCACAGAGACUUGACCGUGCCUGGUAUGACAUGGAUUCUGGUUACGAUGAAACACACAAUCCAUUUGCCGAUGUUAGUGAAGAGUACACUAAAAAGAAGGAAGAAAACAUGGCAAAGAAAGCAGUCAAAAGAAUGUCUGCUCAGCAGCGUCAGAUCAAUAAGGUAUAUACACAAAAAGUAACUAGUAUCAAAUAAUUUCAAUUGAGCACUUGUUUUCAUGGUCAUUGUUUUAUUAUUAUUAUUAUUAUUAUUAUUAUUAUUAUUAUUAAUAUUAUUAUUAUUAUUAUUAUUAUUAUUAUUAUUGAUGCUUUAUUACAACAUCACAGAAGGUUCACGUGGUUCAUGUCUAUGUAUGUAUAUUCAACUACUUAAUAUUUUGACCAUUAUGGGUUGAAGUUAAUCUAACUUGGAUUUUUUUUCUUUAGGAUAAUGACUUGUGGGAGACUAACAGAAUGUUAACAAGUGGUGUAGUACAAAAAUUAGAGGUUGAUGAUGAUUUUGAAGACGACCAAGAAGCCAAAGUCCAUUUGUUGGUCCACAACAUUGUUCCACCCUUCCUGGAUGGACGAAUUGUCUUCACAAAACAACCAGAACCUGUUAUUCCAGUCAAGGUAUUUAAAUAACCCAGGCUCUACAUUUACAAGUGUGGUGGAGGAGUUAAUCUCAGGACUACCAAGACUUCCUCAAAUACUCCUAGAGUCCGGGUGGGAUUUCAUCUUGGGACCUUCAGAUUUCAAGGCCAAUGCUCCAACUGCUUGGCCAUGCAUGCUGCCAUCUAGGCAUUAUCUCCAGGAGUAGGGUGAUGAAUUUUCAGUUUCUAAGCAAACAAAACUAACCUGGUCUUAGCGUCAAAUGAAGGCAUUGAUGUUCUUCCAUUAAUUAUACCUUUUAACAAUUGGGUGUUAAUUAUUUUAAUAGCAACCUAAGUAGCAAUAACAAGUUAUUAAUUUUUAUUGUUUGCAUGAUUGUUUGAUUGAAAGUUACAAUGUCAUCAUACAUUUGCACAGAGUUACAUGCACAAUGUAACUGACCAAAUGUGUACAUCUUUACUUAAUUGUAGGAUUCCACCUCUGACAUGGCCAUGAUUUCUAGAAAAGGCUGCCAUGUCGUACGCCUGCACAGAGAGCAGAAAGAACGACAAAAAGCUCAGCACAAGGAUUGGGAACUUGCUGGCACUAAACUGGGUAACAUUUUGGGAGUGAAAAAAGAACAAGAGGAGGUACCUUAACUUUCAUUGCAUGAGGAAGCUAAAGCUAGGAUACACAUAUAUUUUGACAGUUUUGCCUUGGCCAGCUCACACUUUUUGUGGCUAUGUUACAGAACUCAAAAUUUAGAAUAAUCAACUCCAUAGCAAUGAUCCUUGCCUACAGAGGCAUUUUUCAAGUGGUUCCAUCAUUCAGUAAAUGUGCUAAACAUUUGUAAUCUAACUUAUAAUGACCUUGUGGUUUUUGCUUGUUGUUUAAGGAUGAUCAAGGAGGUGAAGAAGAUUAUAAAGACAACCAAAAGUUUGCUGAACACAUGAAGGACAAGAGUGAGGCGAGCAGCGAGUUUGCUGCUAAGAAAACAAUCAGAGAACAAAGACAGUAUUUGCCCAUAUUUGCGAUAAGAGAGGAGGUAUGA
Molecule: messenger RNA, 3991 nt
Organism: Porites evermanni
Lineage: Eukaryota; Metazoa; Cnidaria; Anthozoa; Scleractinia; Poritidae
Source: the annotation of a GenBank genome assembly